AUGCACAAGAGUUGUAUGUCUCAGUUGCGGCGUCAAAGUCUCAGGUUCUCGUCGUCCUGGAUGCCACCCUCCUACUUUAAUGCCCCCCCUGCACCCUCCCCCUUCACACAGCGAGUCCCUCAGCAACAACCUGCCUCCGGCUUCCGAAGACAGUAUUUCGAAGUCGCUUUAGUCAUCGCUGUGACGUGUUUGACUUAUUUCGCAGUAGAUAACUAUAUUGCCCGUAUUGAUGCCCAAGAAAAGUCUGAGAAGCUCAUCAUGGAGUCACAGCGAAUGCAAGACCUCCUCACCCGCCAGCUCUCUGCCGCAAGAAAGAAGAGAGAACUACAAAUCCUAAAUGAACGCAAAAACAACCAAAUAAGACAGAUGAAACUACAACUCCACAUUGCCAUGCUCCGCAAGCAGCUACUCGACAACAAUGUCCAGCCCAUCCGUAUCCAAGAAGUCGUACAUGAUUAUGAGCGCUACGUCAGAAUGGAAAAUAGUAUCAGUAACGUCAGCGGCACUUCUUUGUGGGUAACUGAUGACUCGCCGUUCAAGGCGCAUGUGCCGAACGUUCGAGAGUAUGAUUCCAUCACUGAGAAUAGAAAACAAUAG
This is a messenger RNA of Eremothecium sinecaudum, 597 nucleotides long. Its product is annotated as HER152Wp. NCBI's taxonomy places the organism in Eukaryota, Fungi, Ascomycota, Saccharomycetes, Saccharomycetales, Saccharomycetaceae. The transcript has a single exon. The record is from RefSeq and is a predicted model, not a curated record. The coding region runs from base 1 to 597 and encodes 198 amino acids.